AUGGGAUGCCUAGUGUCAACUCCGAAGGAUACAGGUGGAAACAGAAGGCGACCCGGGAGUAUUGGAGAGGUUUCGGUUUAUGUUCCUGGUUUAAGGAUUCCGAAACCUGUUGAUUUUGCUCAGUCACUCGGUGAUUAUUUGUCGAAGAGUAUAAUCGAGAGGUUGUCUGCUCUUAGAACGCGGAUAGUUGUGAUGGCUAGCCAGGAAGGCCCUACGAUUACAAGAACAAAAAGAAAAAGCGUUACUCAACAUGGUGGUUCGACGUUGGCUGAUCUUCUCCAGGCUCUUGAAGAUUACUUGCCAGUUCUUCUAGGAUUAGUUAAAGACGGAAGCCAUUUACAAUACAAAGUACAAUUUGUUUGGAUGAACCAAGAAGACGAAAAAGAGGAAACAGCCAUGUCGAAUGCUUGGUACGAGGUGUUGUCGGUUUUGCAUUUGAUGGCAAUGCUAUUGCACUCAAAGGCUAAUUUGUUGCUGCUUCCAAGAUCAUCUAGUGAUGGUCAUCAGCAAAAAGUAUCAGAUGAAAACCGACGAACUUCUAUUGAUAUCUUCUUGAAAGCUUCGGGAUAUCUCGAUUGUGCGGUCAAACAUGUUCUUCCACAGCUACCUGCAGAACUCAGGCGAAACUUACCGGUUGACUUAGCGGAAGGAGUUCUUCGAGCACUCUCUCUACAGGCAUUAGGACAGGGUGUAGAUAUACAGCUUGGAAUGGCAAUUGAUAGUGCUAAAGCAACUCUUGCAGUGAAGCGUAGACUUGCGUGCGAGAUGCUGAAAUGUUGGCAACAGGCGCAGGAUAACAUUAUGAACCUUCCACUGGCAAAUGGUUGGGGCGAAAAGCAUCACCUUCUUGUGAAAUGGAAAUAUGUUGAAGCUAAGGCUGCAGCAUAUUAUUACCACGGUUUGAUUCUUGACGAGGGAAAUACGGAGAAAUCUCAAGCCCAGGUCUGA
Messenger RNA from Lathyrus sativus (Indian pea), 948 nucleotides. NCBI's taxonomy places the organism in Eukaryota, Viridiplantae, Streptophyta, Magnoliopsida, Fabales, Fabaceae. The record is from the annotation of a GenBank genome assembly.